Tarenaya hassleriana is the source of this 1720-nucleotide messenger RNA. Its product is annotated as rho GTPase-activating protein 3. Bases 249 to 1598 code for a protein of 449 amino acids. The transcript has 5 exons. NCBI's taxonomy places the organism in Eukaryota, Viridiplantae, Streptophyta, Magnoliopsida, Brassicales, Cleomaceae. Gene Ontology annotation, biological process: signal transduction. The record is from RefSeq and is a predicted model, not a curated record. Gene Ontology annotation, molecular function: GTPase activator activity.
UCAUAUCCACUUUUGAAAACCCAAAUCCCAAAGUAAAAGAAGGAAGGAGUUGUUGCUUGAUUUCUACUCGUUUCCCAGAAAAUUUUCCUUCGUUUUCUUCUGUUUUCCUUCCCACCAAACAGUUUCUCUGUCUCUCUCUCUCAUCGCCUUUUAUACCUUCCUCUGCUUCAACUUAACUCCGCCAUUAUUAUAUUCCUGUAUUCCUCUCGCAUUCAUUGCUCCGUUGUCUGAGCCGGUAAACGAAAAUCAUGACCGGUUUCUCCCGAUCCAAAUCAGCCGGAGCCGUCGGGUUACCCGAGUCAAACCCGACGCGACUCGGACCGGACUACGGCGAGGUCAGCGGAGAUGACGAGGAAGAAGACGAGAGGGGAAGCUGCAGCACGGACGACGGCGACGAGUCGUCGCAGAACCAGGUUUCGACGCCGACGAGGAACGACGGGUCAGGUCAGGGUCAGGGCCAGCUCACGGUUCUGGACAUUGUGACGGCGGUUCUGCGGAAGUCGCUGCUGGUGACUUGCAGCGUGGAGAGAGGUGACGUUGCGGCGAUGGAGAUCGGGUGGCCGACCGAGGUGAAGCACGUGUCUCACGUGACCUUCGACCGCUUCAAUGGCUUUCUCGGCCUUCCUUCCGAGCUCGAGCCUGAGGUCCCCCCUCGUGCCCCCAGUGCCAGUGUGAGCGUGUUCGGAGUUUCGGCCAAGUCGAUGCAGUGUUCUUACGACAGCAGAGGGAACAGUGUCCCCACGAUCCUUCUCAGGAUGCAGAAACGUCUGUAUGCAGAAGGAGGCCUUAAAGCUGAAGGGAUUUUCCGAAUAAACCCGGAUAACGGCCAGGAAGAGCACGUCCGGAGCCAGCUCAACCGUGGCGUGGUGCCUCGUGGCAUUGACGUCCAUUGCCUGGCCGGUCUGAUAAAGGCAUGGUUCAGGGAGCUUCCGACUGGAGUGUUGGAUCUGUUGACGCCAGAGCAAGUGAUGAGGUGCAACACCGAGGAAGACUGCACUCGGCUGGUCACGUUGCUUCCUCCGGUGGAGUCUGCUCUUCUCGAUUGGGCCAUCAAUCUAAUGGCUGACGUGGUCGAGCACGAGCAGCUCAACAAGAUGAAUGCCCGUAAUGUGGCCAUGGUCUUCGCUCCCAACAUGACCCAGAUGGCGGACCCACUGACUGCACUGAUCCACGCGGUGCAAGUGAUGAACUUUCUCAAGACUCUGAUACAGAAGAUCCUCCGGGAAAGGGAGCAGGCCGAGGCAAAGGCGAGAUCGCUCGAGAAGCCAUCAGAGGAAACAAAACAAAGCCCGUGUAGCCAAAACAGAGAAAGAUCAAGAUCAGGCCACGAGAAGACGGGUAAUCCGAGGUUCUUGAGGGUGGCGACACUCUGCAGGCUAGAGGCAGACAACGAGGAAGAGAUGUGGAAUCUCGAAAAGGAAAAAGAUUUCGAUUCAAGAACGUCGGAUGACGAUUCUUCUGCGGGGUUACGUUUGAUGAGGGAAGGUGUUGAGAGACUGUGUAGACAUCCUGUGUUUCAGAUAAGCAAGCCGCUGAAAAAAGCCACCGUAAAUACUCGGGAUGGAGGAGGAGGAGGAAGAAGAAGAAGAUCGCCAUAGAUGUAGGGUUCAUAAGAAGUUUCUUCCCUGUCUUUUUUUUUUUGAGUGUAAAGAUUGUUGUAUGAACGGUGUGAUAGAUUAUAGGUGUUAGAAACAACGCAUUGCUGUUUUUUUUUUUUCAA